Molecule: messenger RNA, 2518 nt
Organism: Doryrhamphus excisus (bluestripe pipefish)
Lineage: Eukaryota; Metazoa; Chordata; Actinopteri; Syngnathiformes; Syngnathidae
Gene: plp2b
Product: proteolipid protein 2b
Cellular component (GO): membrane
Source: RefSeq, a predicted model, not a curated record
CCCAACUGGCAGCCUCUCCGCUCCGCCCUCCUUCUUCAAACAGCUCGUACGGCUUCUGGAGACUCGAUCCACUGUAGCCGUGACACAUUUUUACCAGCACAUUUUGUGUUUUCGUGGAAGGGAACUUGGUGUGCUAGCUAGCAGGGAGACAACCUAGCGUGUGUGCGGCGAGCAGCGGUGCACUCUGGGACAUUAAAACUUUUUUUUUCUCCCCCUGAAGCAAGACAAAGUUUAUUCGUGUUCUUCAGAUUUGGGACUCUGAUCUAAAAGAAGCCAACCAGAAGUAAGAAUGGCUGAUACGUCUGCGUCCAGCUCUGGUGCCAACUGCCUGGAGAAGCUGAAAACGUACGUGAAGACCCCAAAAGGUUUUAUCCUCGCUGCAGAAAUACUCAUCAGCUUCAUCAUCAUCAUCUGCUACGCCGCAUCGCUCUAUGGAGGCUACUCGGCUGUGGCCAUCUGCGAGAUGGUCUUCGCUAUGGUCUUUUUUGGCAUCUUUAUGAUGGAGCUGGACAAGCAGAUCCAAGUGGUCAACUGGGUGUGGAGUGAUCUCUUCAGAGCCGGCAUUGGUGCAAUCCUUUACGUCAUCACUUCUCUAGUGUGUGUGAUCGGAGGAGCCGGGGACGGUGCUCGCAUCGCAGGCGGGGUGUUUGGUUUGAUUGCCGCUCUACUGUUUGCGUACGACACCUACACCAUCUUCUUGCAAAUCAAGAGCACCAGGCAGCACACGGCCGCCGCUACCGACGACAGAGUUUAAGAAUUUCAACACAUGUCCCUCCGUUGAGUAUGCAGCGGAACAACAAGAGGACCUUUUUUUUGCAGAAGAGGGGAGGGGAUGAUGGACAGUUUAAAAAGAACAGGUCACAAAUAAAUCCGUGUCACUGUCGGGUGUCAACUGAAGCAAUUUCUUCUUUUUAUGAGGAGGAUGACGGAAGGAGCGCUAUACGCAUCUGUGCUCGCACGUCACUUUGCUAUGGGAGGAACGCCCCUCCAUAAGCCUCAACGCACCACUAAAACUCAACGUGUUAUGCCAUCUUAAAAGGGAAAACUGUAAGUAAUAGGCCAUGUAAGACGUCGCCCGAUGUUGUUUCAGCAGCUUGUGUCAUAUGAAUUUCUACUUUAAAAGGACUACUGCACUUGGUAGUGAUUGUAUCGUUGAAACAUGUGUAUUGGUACCUUACUGAUUAUUUAACAUCAGAUUUGAGUGUCAUUUUUUCCUCAUGAAGCUUUUUUUUUUUUAAUGCUUUAGUUUUUAACCGAUGUCGAUCUCAUUUUCAGUCAUUCUAAAUUUCAGAAUUCUAAACACUUGAAGUCAUGUACCAGCUUCGAUCUAGACAUGUUAGACCGCCACCAUUUGAACCGCUGACUCAUUUUGUUUUGUUUCUAGAGCAUAUUUAGAAUGUAAAAUGACUUUCUGUUCAUUUCUGUAGUCCCUCUAGUUCACUGGUUCCUAAAGUGUGGUACCAAUUGCCAUAUGGGGUACGUGCAUGAAAAUGAAAAAAACAAUUGGCGCCUAACAUUCAAAAUUACCAGUGCACCUGAACGCCUCACAGUGCAAGGAGACCGCAGAAGGACGGAGACAGAGCGGCAAGUUGUUCCUUGAAUCAUAUCAACAAAUAGGUAUGUCUGAAUGAUUACUUUGUGCAUUUAUAGUGUUUCAUUAUGAAGAUUUAAUUCAAAUUGGCGUUCUAAUUAAUCCCCACACGGCCAGGUAGUGGUUCUUUUAGAGUUGGGACGUCAUUUCAACGUCAAAACUAGCAAACUGCUUUCAGUGCUGCUCCUCGGACAAAUUGCCGCUGCAUUCAGGAACACUAGUAAAUCACAGAAAACACACCCAAACAAGCACACGCAGCCCAAAAUAAAUGAUAUUUACAAAAUAAACCACUUGUUGCUCAUACAGCAAUAAGACAAUGUUAUAAAAACAGGCGUCGAUGUUAAACAAACCUUGGUACAGAUACUGCUGUAUCAUGAUUUUGACUUUCCCCUUUAAAUGGGUAUGAAAUGAAUACGCCGACUUAAACCAUAGCCAGUGGACAAAAAUGGCGGAGCUCAAAUUAAGUCAAUUCAAAGAGAAGGAUACCAACAUCAGAGUGGAAUAAAAUAUAUCAGCAAGUUGUCACUAUGCAAAAUACACAUUUUUGACACGGAAUUGUUAUAAAAUCGAUUAAUUAUGUUAUCAAUACCUCAACGUAAUUAUAAUGAAUAUAAGUGUGCAGGAGUAGGGGGGUACAUGGCUUCAAGUUACAGUCACGUGACUGUAAAAAGUCUGGGAACCUUUUUAUUCAAGCUGUCUGUGGACACAUGUCACAUAUUAUUUAGUGGAAUUAUUUGAUUUGAAUAAUGAGAUAUGGAAAUGUGUGACUUUUUAUCUUCUUUGUUGGUGGUUUAUUCAAGAAAACGUUGCUUUAUGUUGCUUUAUAACAUGCUUUACAAGAGUCAUCACAAUGUAAUAUCACAAGUCAAAGUAGCUGUGUUUUUGGGAAAUAAAAGCCAUUGUUGCAACAAAGGAAAACGCCCUUGU